This is a messenger RNA of Anarrhichthys ocellatus (wolf-eel), 1020 nucleotides long. RefSeq names its product IgGFc-binding protein-like. The transcript has 6 exons. The record is from RefSeq and is a predicted model, not a curated record. Lineage: Eukaryota; Metazoa; Chordata; Actinopteri; Perciformes; Anarhichadidae. The annotation marks the transcript as partial.
GGUACCUGCACUUACACUAUGUCAACAGUUGCAAAGCCAGCACCUGACCUUCAGCCUUUCACUGUGAUGACCACGAACAACCACCGAGGUAACACUCGAGUUGCAUACGUGAGGACCGUAACUGUCACUGUUCACGGGCACACCAUUAUCAUCUCCAGUCAAAAAGGACAAGUAAAGGUGAAUGGAGAACUUCAGUACUUGCCUGUAUGUUUGUCGGGCGGCAAGGUCUCUGUAAAGCAGAGUGGAAGCUACGCUGUACUCACCACUGACUUCGGCCUGACUGUAAAAUAUGACUGGAACGUGAGGCUGUACAUCACAGUGCCAUCUUCCUACUAUCAACACCUCGGAGGCCUCUGUGGAAACUACAAUGGAGACAGGAGCGAUGACCUGCCUGAACCAAAUGGCGCCAGUCUCUCUGCUGUGCUGAAGAUGAUCCAGAAGUGGAAGUCCGAUGAAUCCGAUCGGUUCUGUAAUGAUAACUGUGCCGGGCACUGUCCCAUUUGUACAAAAGAGAUGCAAGCCCACUACAGCAAGCCCCACCUCUGUGGGAUUCUGUCAAAGUCAGAUGGGCCAUUUUCAGCCUGCUACGAUAAGGUCGAACCCUCCAUGUACCUGGAGAACUGUGUCUACGAUGUCUGUACCACUAAAGGUGCCAAACAGACUCUCUGUGAAAACCUGAAGAGUUAUGCUGAUGACUGCCUGUCAGAGGACGUGAAAGUUGACCCUCAGUGGAGAAUGAUUACCAAAUGCCUACCUAAUUGCCCCAAAGGUAGCCAUUAUGAGGCGUGUGGUACCCCCUGCCCUGCCACCUGCGUGUCCCCAGACAUCAACAAGCUGUGCAAAGGCUCCUGUGUGGAGGGGUGCCAGUGUGAUGAAGGAAUGGUGCAAAGUGGAGACAGAUGUGUUCCUGUGCAUAGCUGUGGAUGUAAGAAUGGAGGCAAAUAUUACCCACCAGCCACCACUUUCUGGGGUGAUAACACCUGCACCUCUAAGUGUAAAUGCCAGGAAGGGAAAGCCGAG